AUGAAAUACACAAUCUCCCGACAAUUUUCACUCAACAAAGAGAAAUUCGAAGUUAUCUGCAAUGCCAAAACUGUCUGCACGGUCAAAGCAUCGCCCUCAAAAGAAAAUAAAGAUCAAUUCAAAAUCAAAAUAACAAAACCUCUAUCGAAACGCUUCUCACCGGAAUCCUGUUCUGUGGAAUCCGAUCCGUCCAACUCAAAACAUUACUUGAUAUACACGAACGAUGCCAACACUGACGAGAAAGUUCUUUUCGGUGAAUUAACCUACGAACUAUGCAGUUACAACAACUAUCUUUACACAAUUAUCAUCGGACGAAAAUUAUAUAAAGUUAGAAGUAGUGAUUUAAAAGAUCGUCGACUAGCAAUUAUCGACACGAUAGAACCGAGUAAUUCUCAAUAUCCAGCAUUGCAAUGCCCCGAAACAUUAUUUCAAGUCAUCGAUUCGUUUUCUAAAUCAAAUUCAACUUAUCAUGUGACGAUUAAUGAUCAAGAAAAACAAUUCGGCUAUCUUGCUAUAGUUAUUCUCAUCGAUCUACAUGAACGUAAUCGUGCUUGA
Messenger RNA from Adineta ricciae, 555 nucleotides. The record is from the annotation of a GenBank genome assembly. Lineage: Eukaryota; Metazoa; Rotifera; Eurotatoria; Adinetida; Adinetidae.